GCCACGCCACUGGUCCGUUGUCAUGGAUACAGUUCUCCUAUCGCAGACGCCGGUUUCCUCACAGCAAAAGUCAAUCCAUAUUUUCUUUUAAAGGACACAGCUGGAAUAAAAGUGCAGACUAUGGAGCAGGAUGCUCAACUGAACAAAUUACGGCUUCAGUUUGAGGCGCUUCAAAAACAGCAGGACCAAAAAAAACUGGAGAGGAAGAAGGACAAAGAAGCCGCUUCUCUCACCAACGAUGCACAAGAUUUAAAUCUGUCUCUGGAAAGCUCUCAGAGUGACAAUGACAGGCUAUUGCAGCAUGAAAACCAGAAACUCUCAGAGCAGCUUAGAGAGCUGGAAGACGUAAACGGACGACUCGUCAAACUUCUGAGCGAAAAGGAGUUUGAGAUUAAACACUUGAAGAAGAAAAGAGAUGAAGAAAGAUUAGCUUUGGCAGGCACAGCUGGUUUGGAAGGAGCCGUUGCUGCCACCAAGAUUAUUGAGCUGUCCAAGAAAAAUAGAGAAUUAAAUGUUUUGAUUGAGCAGGAAAAGGUUAAAUCAAAGCAAAACACCAACCGAAUUCAAGAGCUGGAGAGAGAGCUUCAAGUUGCUCUUUCUGGGGAUAAAACGGACAGCAAGGCGCUGGAUAAGAGCUCGCCUGAGGGUUGUGAGCAGGAAAGCCCAGGAGUCAAAUCCCUGCAGAAGAAAUUAGCAGCCGCUGAACUGAAAAUGAUUGAAUAUCGCAACCAGGUUCAGUCUGCAAAACAGGAGCUAAGAGUAGCUCAGAAGGUAUUGAUCAGUGAAGUUGGAGAGGAAGUCAACCUUCAGCAAGUCCUCAGCUCCCCUGGCAGCUUCAGAGGUCGCUCACAGCAGAUUCUGGCUCUGCAGACUAAGGUGCGGGACCUCGAGCAGCAGCUGAAACAGGCGAGCCAGUCCAGACAGUCCAGCGUCUUCAGCUUAGACGAAGAGUUUCUGGGGAUUCUUCAGAAGACGCCUCCGCCAGACAAGAACCUCGACUACAUCCGCAGCAUGGAGAAAAAGAAGAGGGAAGCUUUAGAGAAAUUAUCUGCAGAUUAUGAAUCCCUGUUGAAAGAGAACAAGGAGAUGAAGAAAAAGAUGGAUGCUUCUAAAGCGAGAAACGCCUGUCAGUCGAAUGAAAUUCUGACGCUGAGAGCCCAGAUCUCCACCCUGCAGGAGAAGGGCAAACAUGAUGACGAGCUCGUGGAUGCCCUGCUGAAGCAGCAGGUCCAGAUGCAGACGGCCAUGAAACAGCUGUGCGGACAGCAGAGCGGACCGAGCCAGGAGCUCCCAAAGAGCCCGAAACAACAGCUGAGCAGCGAGCAGCGAACGCUGAUCCACAAACUCAAGCAGGUGGUGGCUGAGAAGGAGGCCAAAAUUAGAGAGCUACAGCAAAUUCAGCAACAGUCCAUCAGGUUAAAGGAGGAUUGUGAAGACAAGCAGUCAGGAGCCAAGCUGAAGAAAUGCAGUUCUGGUUUCUCUCCAGAAGGGGGAGCCAUUACCAAGGAAAUCAAUUCUUCAAGUUCCGUUUCAAAGUUUGGUCAUAAACUGGUUCUCCCUGCUGUGGGCAGCGGUCCAGAAAUCAGAAGUUCCUUAAAGUGUCCUCGAUGUUCUGCUGACGUGGGCGAGUGGCUGACACAGACCAGUGAAUACAGAGUCCUCAGCGUGGAGAGAGACAGACUUCUCCAGCUGGUUGAAGUCCUGCAGAAAAAAGAGAAAGAGAUGGGCCGAAUGUGUCUGGAGGUUCAGCAGAAGUAUCAGGAGGAGCGGCGCAAAGCUGUGAUUCUGGAGCAGGAGCUGGAAAGAGCAAGAAUGCAGUCAAAGUCAGGAGGACUCGAGGACGGAUUGAGCCAAGCUCGGUGACCGCAUGCUCGGACAACGUCAGGACGAUUUCACUUCUCGCACUUUUUUCCUAACACCUUAUUACUUGUAGUUAGCAUGACUUUGUCACGCAGGAGUUGUGUGUCAGGAGUCUGGAGGAGUCAAGUUCAGGUAAACAAACUGUCAGACUGUUGGAGUUUGUUUGUUUGUUUUCUAACUUUGACACGAGUUUGGACAGCCUUUAAAUCUGAUCAUUUGUGCCCCAAACCGUUAAAACAAUAAACACUAAAUGAUCAUGAGCUGCAGAGCGGACGCUGACACUCUGCUCAUUUCUGUCCAUCGCGCGCAAACUGGAGUGUCUGCGUGGCGUCGAUUACUCACCGUAGCUAAAGAUCCCUCCUCACUCUGACCUGCAGGAUAAAAGUGACAGGAUGAGACGAGUCCGGCAUGUUUUCCCGGAGGCUCGGUGACAGCACUGACACGACACUAACCAGCGGGACUCGCUGGUCCCUGCUCAGCUUCACUUCCAGCCGAGUGCUACCUUCUCCUGUCACAUGUGACAAACAGCAGCCCGCAGGACAGAAGUCCUCCUCUGCAGCCACUAAGCCUCAUGGGUAACUCGCAUGUUUGCAGUUUGUAACGGUCAGGACUGGUUGGAAUGACAGAACUUUCAGUUGGACCCUGAUGCCAGCAGAAAAGUUUACCUUCUUAUUGUGAACUUUCAUAGUUUUUUCCUGCGAAUCUGCUUUAGAUUUGUGAAAAUUCUGAUUAAAUAAACUAAUGUAAAGAAAAAAACAAAAUAAUUCAGCAAAAAUAAAGCCGUUAAUAAAUUUAGUUUUAAUUUUUAAGCA
Oryzias melastigma (Indian medaka) is the source of this 2672-nucleotide messenger RNA. RefSeq names its product coiled-coil domain containing 13 (gene ccdc13). Gene Ontology annotation, biological process: non-motile cilium assembly; cytoplasmic microtubule organization. Gene Ontology annotation, cellular component: centriolar satellite. The transcript has 14 exons. The record is from RefSeq and is a predicted model, not a curated record. Lineage: Eukaryota; Metazoa; Chordata; Actinopteri; Beloniformes; Adrianichthyidae. Bases 121 to 1863 code for a protein of 580 amino acids.